Molecule: messenger RNA, 1578 nt
Organism: Capsicum annuum
Lineage: Eukaryota; Viridiplantae; Streptophyta; Magnoliopsida; Solanales; Solanaceae
Product: LRR receptor-like serine/threonine-protein kinase EFR
Exons: 4
Coding region: 1-1578 (525 amino acids)
Biological process (GO): protein phosphorylation
Molecular function (GO): ATP binding; protein kinase activity; protein binding
Source: RefSeq, a predicted model, not a curated record
AUGCCCGUCACGGCUAGGGUCCCGGCUCGGGUCAUGACACUAUCAGGAAAUCUUCACAAUGGUUUAUGCAAUGGUCUGCCAAAACUCCAAGAGCUUCAUCUAUCAGAAAACAAGCUUCAUGGUCAUAUGUCUAAAAGCUUAUCCAAUUGCUCACAACUUCAAAAGUUGUCUUUAUCGGAAAAUGUUUUUGAUGGACCAAUAAAUAGUGGAAUUGGAAGAUUAGCUAAUCUGCAGAUGUCGUCUCUCGGAUCUAACCAUUUUACUAGUAUGAUUUAUCUUGUGAAUGCUAGUGCUAUUUUAUCUAAUUACUUCAGAAUUAAUUUGUAUUACACAUUAACUGCAGGGAUAAUGCCACAAGAAAUUGGAGAUCUUGUUAAUUUAAUGAAAUUAGGUGUGGAGAGAUCAGAUUACCGGCUCUGUCCCAAUCUCCAUUUUCAACAUCUCAUCUCUGCAAUUUUUGUCUCUGUGGAGAAACAAUCUCAAAAUUUAACGUAUCUUAGUCUAUCUUUCAACCCUCUAAACAGCAUGCUUCCAGUAUCUGCAGUGAAUCUUUCCACGUCUCUUAUAAAGCUUUAUGCCGGGAGUUGCAGAAUAAAAGGGCGAGUUUCAAAUGUAGUUGGAAACUUAAGCAACUUAAUAGACAUCGACCUUUCCGAAAUAAUCUUGCGCUUGGAUGUCAUAGACUUGACUCAAAAUCAAUUUUCAGGUUCUCUUCCUAAUUGUUUAGGAAACGUUACUUCCCUUGGAGAGAUACAUUUGGGUUCCAAUAUAUUGAGUUCCAAUAUACCACCAAGCUUAGGGAACCUUAAAGAUCUAGUGGUUCUUGACUUAUCAUCAAACAACAUGGUAGGUUCUUUACCUCCACAAAUUGGAAAUCUAAAGGCUGUGACACUGAUUGAUUUGUCAAUGAAUAGAUUUUCAAAUAGAAUUCCUAAAGAAAUUGGAGGAUUGCAAAAUCUAGUGCACCUUUCAUUGAGAAACAAUGAGUUGCAAGGAUCUAUGCCUGACUCAAUGAACAACAUGUUUUUCAAUGUUUCUGAAAAUAAAUUGUACAGUGAAAUACCCUCGGGGGGUCCUUUCAAGAACCUCUUGAGUCAGUUUUUCAUCUACAAUGAAGCACUGUGUGGUUCUUCAAGAUUUAGUGUCCCGCCAUGCCUAACUUCAUCAGAGCACAAAUCAAAUAGGAAAAGAUUGCUAGCUCCAAUUCUUUUGCUAGGAAUUGCACUUCUGUAUGUUACUAUCACUUUUGUGUUUGUAUUAAGGUAUAGAAGAGGUAAAAGAACUCCUCAACAAGCUGAUUCAUUGUCUACAAUAAUAAGAGAAAGAAUUUCAUACUAUGAAUUGCUCCAAGCAACUGAUGCACUUAGUGAGAGUAAUUUGAUUGGUUCUGGAAGUUUUAGCUCUGUGUACAAAGGUACUCUCACAAGUGGGAAUCUGAUUACAGUUAAAGUGUUUAAUCUGAAAUUGGAAGCGGCAUUCAAGAGUUUUGAUACAGAAUGUGAAGUUUUGCGCGGCCUUCGUCAUAGGAAUCUCGUUAAAGUCAUCACUAGUUGUUCUAAUCUUGAUUUAAGGCUUUAG